AUGAUGGGAGCGAAGUUAGUGACUGAUUGUUAUGGCUUGGAUGGUAACAGCCAAGAAUCACAAGAAGAAAGAACAACUAACAGCAUGGAAUGGCGACUAGGUGACAAGCUUACAGUCCUCAUAAAUGAUAUCUCGAUUGCAAUGAGGAGGCUGGAAUACGUCCUUUACAGGGGCACUGUUUAUAAAAAGUGUGAAGGUGCCACUUACACCUACUCCUACAAGUGCGAUGUGAAGGCGCUUGUGAACAGUCUACCUGCAAAUGAGUCAUUUAAGGCAAGACUGCUGAGGGACAUGAAAAAAGUUAUCGAUAUCCUGGCUGACCCUGAUUGUGAAGUAAUUCGUCCCAUUGUUGUCGACUACAACCUCAUAGAGGUGAACGAAGGGAAAUGUUGGUCUGUCUCAGAAAGACGGUUCUUGAACAACGCAAUUCCAGCAGAGAAAAUGGGCCUUGUGACUCCCAGGGCUUUCUCGCGUUAUGAUCCUUUCAAAGUCCCACAGCCUAAAUACUUCCAAGACGUUUUGGAAAACAGCCUGACAGAAAACGAGAUUGAUUUGUUUUGCGAAGAUUUCUUGAGACUUCUGAAUUUCAACCAAAAGAAGCACAAAGAGAGAGUGCCAUGCCUUGUCGGUGAGCCCGAUAGCAGAAAGACAAGCCUUUUUUACCCAAUACUGGGGCUGAUUCACCACAGCAACGUAGCAACUGUAACGAAGCAAAAAAUGUUCAACAAGGAAAUGAUUGGCAAGAACACCGAGGUGAUAUUCAUUGACGAGGCCACUCCGUCGACUCUCGAUGUGGAGGACUGGAAGAUACUCACUCAAGGGGGAUACACAGCCUGCGAUGUCAAGUACAAAACGGCCAAGUCAUUUUUCAAUCGAUGUCCCAUGUUCAUGACUGCACACCAAAAACUUCAAUUCAAGGAGGAAGAUCAGCAGGCUAUGGACCGAACCUAAGGUAUUACUUCUUUAAAAGCCUGUCAAGUCCGACAAAGAAGGCCGCCCAGUGGCUGCGCAAGCAUCCUAUGGAAUGUGUUGUGUGGGCUACAUCGAAAGCGCGGGUAGAUACAGAUGAAGAAGAAAGUUCUGAUGACGACGACGAAGACGCGGAGAGAAACACACCAAACGACGAAUGUGCACUGCUGGAGACUGAGAAAGAGGUUUUAAGAAAUGUGCAGUUGACCGACGUCUUAGCUGAUUUACGCGCAAGUCCCCGAGAUGAAGAGGACACUGCAGGAGACGAUAACGGGGACCAAAUCGUGGAUGCCGAUGAUGACGAUGAAACCACACACACGUUAAAGAACUCGCUCGCACAAACUUUACCGGGGUCUUUGGAUAACCGUCACCUCAGCCUCUUACUGGAAAAGCGUUUACAGCAAAACGAAGAGAGGAUGCGGCGGGAGAUACAACGGCACGAGAGACAUCAACAGUGUCUCAGAUCGAAGGGCGUGUCCGAAGAAAAUGUACGUUUGCUACCCCACGAUCCAAACGAGCCCCUUCCCACACCAAUAAAUGAUCUGGCCAUUCACGAACAGAUGAAAGCCGGGGCGGAUCGAAAAGGGAAGAAGAAGAGGGCGAGGGAAGCAUUCCAGUCACCAUGGUUGAGGAACACAGAGAGGGAGUUAAACGAAUGCAUGGUUACCCUGGAAUCAAGUAUUACACCUGACAUGAGAGACUCAAUGGAUGCCCUGCGUGAAACCCUAGAAGAAAAGCUCAAGGACCACCACAACAACUUAGGAACUCUUGGAUGCCAGGAAGCCCUUGCAGAGAGGAAAAAGGUAUGCGUGGAGCUCGGACUGUUGAGAAAAGAAGACCAACACAUGGUGAAAACCCUCUGCGAAGCACUGCGAGUCCUGAGCUCGAGCCAGAGAGAAGAAAUGGAAGAGGUAUUAGAGCAAGAAAAACCCAGAACGCCGAAUUACGUGCCCAAAGACAACCUGGAACAAUAUGGCACGCAGUCGCCGUGCACGUUCAGCUACGUUACUGGAUCUGAUGAUGACAGCGACAAUGACGAAGCGACAUUUUUCAUGACUCCUGUCCCUAGCAGAGCAAUGUCAGUCCGAACCAUGACCACUGAAGCCAGUAAGCGCAAGCGUUCCUCCUUAAGCCAGCGAGUUACGAAAAAAUGUUGCCAAAGCAACAAAAUAAACAUGUAUUUCUCAAGUCAACAGUAA
Messenger RNA from Porites lobata, 2168 nucleotides. NCBI's taxonomy places the organism in Eukaryota, Metazoa, Cnidaria, Anthozoa, Scleractinia, Poritidae. The record is from the annotation of a GenBank genome assembly.